ACAGAAGUAGCGUACUAGCAUGGCGCUCGGUGUAGUCGGAGUUCCCUUGUCUCACCCGUGUCGUUUUCAUGUUAGGUUUUACUUACGUAUCUGACAGAGGUACGUUCAUAUUAUACGCUGUACGCCCCUAAAGACAAACAAUAGAAUCUGUCCGUUGAAUACUCCAGAUAAGUGGCUAGUAGAUUCCAGGUAGCUUGCUAACUAGUAACGUUAGCAAGGAGGCAAAAAUUGGGAGAUACGGGACAACAAGAGGAGGAGUCCUGUUUUGGAAGAGCUGAUGCAGAUGCCAUGGCCAUAGCCGAGGUAUGGGAGUGACGUGAGAGUACUGGUCCUGCUUCCAAACAGAAACCUUAUCCACAUCAUGUAUUUCUGCUGAAGUCAAGGCGGAACACACAGAGAAUGGAUGAGUCAGUAUUGUUGGAUUUGCUUGAGUGCCCUGUUUGCCUGGAGCGGCUGGAUGCCUCGGCAAAGGUUCUUCCCUGUCAGCACACCUUCUGCCGCCGAUGCCUCCAAGGCAUCCUAGGCUCACGUGGAGAGCUGCGCUGCCCAGAGUGCCGGACGUUGGUGGAGUGUACCGUGGAUGAACUCCCCAGCAACAUCCUCCUUGUGCGCCUGUUAGAUGGCAUCAAACAGAGGCCUCGAAGGGCUGUUCCUGGGGCUGGAGUCUGCACAAAUGGUACGUCUGGAGCCGUGGCCAGAGCACACAGCAGGGACCAGGGCAGCAGGGACCAGGGCACCCCAGGAGCACAACCCCAGCGAGCUCAGGCUAAGAGCACCCUUGUCCGGGGUGUACCCCAGCUCCCCUGUGCCAAGGCGCUCUACAACUACGAUGGCAAGGAACCAGGAGACCUCAAGUUCAGCAAGGGUGACAUUAUCAUCCUGCGCCGGCAAGUGGACGAGAACUGGUACCACGGGGAGAUGGGCGGAGUCCAUGGCUUCUUCCCCACCAACUUUGUCCAGGUCAUCAAGCCGUUACCACAACCCCCACCACAGUGCAAAGCUCUCUAUGACUUUGAGCUCAAAGACAAGGAGGCAGACAAGGACUGCCUGCCUUUCUCCAAGGAUGAUAUCCUGACUGUGAUCCGCAGGGUGGAUGAAAAUUGGGCAGAGGGAAUGCUGGGAGAUAAAAUUGGAAUUUUUCCCAUCUCAUACGUUGAGUUCAACUCCGCAGCUCGUCAGCUUAUAGAGUUGGACAAGCCGUCAGACUCCAGUGGAGAGUCUGGUGAGGGGGCCUCCUCGGGGCCCCAGAGCAAUGGUGCCCAGCGGGCAGGGGAGAAGAAGAACAGCAAGAAGCGACAUUCCUUCACCUCUCUCACCAUGUCCCACAAACCCAUGCUAGCUCCUCCCCCCCAGCGCCAUUCGAUGGAGAUUAGCGGGCCGGUCCUCAUCAGCUCCAGUAACCCCACAGCAGCUGCCCGUAUCGGAGAGAUCAGUGGAGGCCUUUCCUGCAGUGCACCUUCACAGGUACACAUUUGCACAACUGGACUAAUCGUGACCCCACCCCCUAGUAGUCCGGUUACUACAGCAACUGUCUUCACAUUUCCCUCAGACACAAGCUACACAUCCAUCCCUGUGGAUGCUCUCCCACCACCCCCACCUCCUCCCCCACAAUCCUCUGCCGGUGGAGCAGCACAUUCAUUGGCUGCCGGACAGAGGCCCUCCCCCAGCAUAAGUGACCAAAGUGGGAGACAAAGACCCACAGUCUAUGUGGCAAUGUUCCCCUAUGCUCCUCGUAAGGAGGAUGAGCUGGAGCUAAGGAAGGGAGAGAUGUUCCUGGUGCUGGAGCGUUGUCAGGAUGGCUGGUUCAAGGGCACCUCCAUGCAUACUGGCAAGAUUGGAGUCUUCCCUGGCAACUACAUGAGUCCAGUCAGCAGGACCGCGUCAGGGAGCACUCAGCCCAAAGUGCCCCUGAGUCUGUGCACUCAGGCUGGUAGAGGGGUCACCAUCGUCAGCCCCUCUUCUGCUCCCCUUGGGGCCAUUGUUCCAGGGCCAGACUUCAACAAACCCCCCACCGUGUGCCCCAGCGCUGUACCUGCCAGCUCCCAGCCUGCAGCUGUUGUAGCAGCAGCUCAGACCGCCACAGGCCAACAGCCAAAAGUCCCAUUGCAUGUCAGCUCCCAGAUGACUGUGAAUCAGGCUCGCAACGCAGUCAGGACAGCUGCAUGUAACAGUCAGGACAGGCCUACAGCGGCAGUGACACCCAUCCAGUCUGCAACACCUGUAACAUAUCUUCCACACCUUGCAGUGUGCCCACAGCCCUCCUCUAGCCCUGCCCAAGGUUGUACUCGGGCUGGGGUUGCAAUGGGCUGCGCUGCUGCCUCUCUGACCCCACCCAAUGUCAGUGCUGCAUCCUUGGAGGGUGAUGCUUUGAGACCAUUACCUGUCCUCACUGUGCCUGUCGGCCCUGGCAACAGCUCUGCUCUUAAUUCUGUGUCUAACAACACAGGGCUUGCCUGCAGACUCGACAAGGAUGUCAAGAGAGAAAAGAAAAGUCUGCUGAAGCUGUUGUCCUCCAAUAAGAAGAAGUCUCGUCCUUCACCCCCCUCCUCUCCUACCCUUGAAGCGGAACAGACUGCAGCUGGAGAGGUGCUACAUGGCGCCGUGGGGCAUGACACCUCCCCUCCCUCCAGCUCUGUCAGCUGCCUCGAGCCUGAACCUGCUGCUGCUGUUGCUUCUGCCUCUUCAUCCUCCUCAUCCUCCUCAGUCCCAGAAUCCUCCCAUCGGAAGAGCAGUCCCCUUGAUGGAUGUGUCCCUAUCGCUCCUCCUCCUCGUCAGCCAUGCUCCUCUCUUUUAUCUCAGCAGCAUGACGCACGGCCCAUCAUAUGUGAGAGGUACAGGGUGGUGGUAUCAUAUCCUCCCCAGAGCGAGGCUGAGCUGGAACUUAAGGAGGGCGACAUUGUGUUUGUUCACAGGAAGAGGGAAGACGGCUGGUUCAAAGGCACACUGCAGAGGAACGGCAGGACCGGACUGUUCCCUGGCAGCUUUGUAGACAGCAUCUAAUAGACACACUACAGUGAACCACGGUCACCGCCAUGACCCAGCUGACCGCUGCUUGCCUCACUACAGUCCGUCACUGUUCAAACCAAACAGAACAGCACUCCCAGCGUGGCCGGGACAGGACCGUCAGAUUGACACUUUAACUGCUUAGAGCCCGCUGUGGUCAUUGAAAAGAACAGGAGUGGCUCGUGAAAGAGGGCUACAGAGAAGAACAGGAUAUAUUCUCAUGAAAAGCACAGUGGACAGAGUUAGAGGAGAGCACACUACUCAUGAACUUUUCCUUUUUUUUUGUUGGUUAUUUAUAUCUUUGUUAACAUUUCAGCUGUUAAAUGUGUGCCUUGUACUGUUCCUCACUUUAUUGUACAUAUGGACACAAAGAUGAUUAGUCCUAAAACAACCAAUAUGAACUGUUGCCAUAGAUGUUACACAUUUUAACUUAUUUCAUAGAUUGGCCUUUUUGUAGUGCAACACAUUAAGGGGUUAAGCUGGCACAUGCCGUAUGCCAUAUUUUACAGUUAUACUUUUCUCCAUUACACUACUGAUAAAAGUUUUACCAUUCUUUCAAACUGUCAGCAGAUAGGAGAAGGUAUAUCACAAAUACAGUAGAGCAGAACAAAUGAACAUUGUCGUCAUCCCUUGUGCUGCAUGGUAGGAAAUAUUAUAUUUCCCCAGCUCCAAAGGCAUUACCUCAACCAGAUGAUCAUAAGAGAGAUCUGCAGUAUUGCACAUUCGAGUACACAAGCGAGAAUUCACAGCUUUGUGAACAUUGCACAUCAGAAAAUAUUUCUCUGGGCCAAUCACAGGCUUCCAGUUUUCCUCUCGGUGUGGCUGAGGCUGAAGUGCGAAGCACCGUUUUCUGCAGUGAUCAAAUAUUUGCAUGUGAUUAGCAAAGGCUCCUGCUGCAGAAAAAGUGAAGAUGGAUGUGUUGCAGGACUGCUUGGUCAUGCCUUUUUAACAUGCGAAAAAACACACUCCAAAGAGACUGCAGUCAAAUAUUGCUUAUUUUGUACCUCCUUUGUAUUUACUGACCAGAGUAGCUGCUCUCCCAACCCUUUGGCAAUAGCCAAACCCAGACAUAGCUCUGCAUCACAAGAGUGACAAAACAUUUCAGUAGCAGUGCACAACAGAUUCUUUUCAGUGUAUAUUUGUGUUUGUUACAAAUUCCACGGAAGCUGACACCUGCUGCUCUUAGAGAGUCUCUCGUAUAACUAACCUGGACACACAGUCAGGCACACAGUCACCCUUCAGCAGGCUCUCAGUUUGUGUACACUAUAAUUCAUUCCUAAUGUGACUUGUGGCAAUAAAAACACAGCUAGCUAAAGCACAGAAUGUUUGCCUAAAGUAACAUAUCAUUGUAUCACUCCACAAGAAGAGGUGUGUAGUGUCAUUCUGUUGAAUCUCAAAAGGUACAGUUUUUAUUGAAAUGAAUCACUUUGACCCCCUUGAUUUUUUUUUUUUUUUUCAUAUUUUUUUAUAAUUUUUUUGUAUUUUUUUUUAAUGUUCUUUUGUGGUUGGGUUUUGUUGUACAUUUCGUCUAUACAAAGUCUUUAAUGUUAAGUGUUGUAUUGACUUGAAUUACUGUAAGAUUUCUGUAUGGUUGGAGGGGAUUUGGUUGUAGUUUUGGUGCUUGUUAAACAAAAUGAGUGGUCAGUUUUAGGAUGAAAACUUUGGUGAAUUAAAAGUUUGUUUCAUCAAAGAAUAUGUCACAAUGUAAUUCCUCUUUUCCUUUUAUUCAGUAUCAUUAAUGACUGACCUCUUACUGACCUGAAGUCCUAUGAAGUCUGAGAGGGGAAUUAAAACACUUUAGAGUUGCGGCAAUCACUGAAUUGUGCCAAAUUUGGCUUUGGGAAUGGAUUUACUGACUGAAUUGGAUCCAGAGUUUCAAGUGUGUGGGUUUUUUUGGUUUUUUUUGGGUUUUUUUGUCUUGUUUUUAAUUGAGGGGGACCACUGUGUAACUGACUGCUGGAAUAUGUUGUAGUUCUAAAUUUGGAGAGACUUUGGAAAGGGAUGGUACAAAUCACUGUUAGGGCCUUCUUUUUUUUUUUUUUUUUUUU
Xiphias gladius (swordfish) is the source of this 5051-nucleotide messenger RNA. It is a transcript of the gene sh3rf1, whose product is annotated as SH3 domain containing ring finger 1. Gene Ontology annotation, molecular function: protein binding. The transcript has 12 exons. The coding region runs from base 400 to 3000 and encodes 866 amino acids. NCBI's taxonomy places the organism in Eukaryota, Metazoa, Chordata, Actinopteri, Istiophoriformes, Xiphiidae. The record is from RefSeq and is a predicted model, not a curated record.